Molecule: messenger RNA, 371 nt
Organism: Rosa chinensis
Lineage: Eukaryota; Viridiplantae; Streptophyta; Magnoliopsida; Rosales; Rosaceae
Product: subtilisin-like protease SBT3.5
Exons: 3
Coding region: 17-274 (85 amino acids)
Source: RefSeq, a predicted model, not a curated record
ACUCGCACUCACUCAUAUGGCUCCUCCUCCAGGGAUUGUUGUCACCCUUUUGCUUAUUCUUGCUCUGCACAGUUAUGGGUUCGUUCUUUCUUUUGCUUCCACAAAUGUUUACAUUGUCUAUAUGGGAGAAAGAAAGUAUGGAAACCCCGAGCUGGCAUCUGAGUCUCACCAUGAGAUUCUGUCAUAUGUAUUGGCAAAAUCAAGUUCAAGGCCUUUGAUUUGGGAGGUCAUCAGAUUGCUCGCAGGGUCUGGAAGGAUUACUACGCAAAGAUAAGCAAAUAGUUGCCAAGGUGACAUCUUACCUGUCAAAGUGCAUCAAGGACUUCGAGAAUGCUGCUGUGAUAAAUAAGGACAAGUUUUAUGUUUUCCGG